Capsella rubella is the source of this 996-nucleotide messenger RNA. Its product is annotated as tetraspanin-19. The record is from RefSeq and is a predicted model, not a curated record. Gene Ontology annotation, cellular component: membrane. Lineage: Eukaryota; Viridiplantae; Streptophyta; Magnoliopsida; Brassicales; Brassicaceae.
UGGAGCAACAGGGAUUCACAAAUUUCUUCUCUUUUUGCGAUUUCUCUUCUUCUUCGACCCAACCGACGAAGCGAAUUUGUUGUCUGUGGUCUCUUCUUUGUCUAAGGUUUUGGGUGAUUUAUUAAGAAGAUGGUGAGAAUCGUGAGAAGUUGUUUACAGUCCAUGUUGAAGCUCGUGAAUUCCCUACUUGGGAUGGUUGGGAUCGCCAUGAUCCUCUACGCUGUUUGGCUAAUUAGACAAUGGCAAGAACAAAUGGGAAAUCUUCCUUUUGCUGAUUCUGAUCACCCUGUUCCAUGGUUCAUUUAUUCAUUUCUCGGUCUCGGGGCCAUUCUCUGUGUUGUUACUUGUGCCGGGCACAUAGCUGCUGAAACUGUGAAUGGAUGUUGCCUUUACUUGUAUAUGGGAUUCAUCGUCUUGCUAGUUAUGGUUGAGGGCGGUGUGGUUGCCGAUAUCUUUCUAAACCGUGACUGGAAGGAGGACUUUCCUGAGGAUCCAAGUGGAGCUUUCCACCAUUUCUCUAAAUUCAUUGAGUCGAACUUCAAGAUUUGCAAGUGGAUAGGUCUCGCUAUUGUCUGUAUCCAGGCUCUAUCAGUUUUAUUGGCAAUGUUGCUCAAAGCUCUUGGACCUCACCCUCACCGUCAUUACGACAGUGAUGAUGAAUACAAUGUAAGCACAGUUGCACUCCUGCAGGAUGCUCGUCAGCCGCCUCCAUACGUUGUUGGAGAACCCAUGUAUGGAGCCAAACCGGGAGCUUGGACUGUUAGGUUAAUGAAAGGGCAAACCGGUGAGAGGUGUAAACAAAGAAGCUCUGAAAAGAAGAUGGGCAAAAGAAUCUGCUCUUUCCAUGUGCUCAUUUACUUUGGCUUCUUGUUUCUUUCACUAUUAUCUCUUGUAAAUCCUGUAUUCACAUAUACAUAUUGGAGAUAUUGUUCCUACAUGGCUACAUUAUAAAAAUUAUGUGAUGAAUGUAAAUCUCUCUCCACUCCUUAGGUUUAA